UAUAUAUAUAUAUAUGUAUAUUUAUUUAUUUAUUUAUUACUAAUAAUCAUAAUAGAAAAUAUGAUGAUGAUCUUCAUAGUACUAAUACAAUUACUACAUGAGAAUAUUAAUCAUAAUAGCAAAUGUAAUAUGAAUGGGUUUAAACCAUCUGAGUAGGGACACAUAUUGUAUAAUAUUGUAUUAUUCUCAAUCUAGCACCAUUAAAAUUUUACGUUGAAACGGAUCAGGACAUUAAUGUACUCAGUUUAUGAAUUUAAAGUCCAAACAUUUCAAAAUGAUGACACAGGAAGACAAAUGGUUCGAUUAUUUCAUUUCAAAUAACCCACAUUGAUUAUUGAUGUUAGAUCCGUCAACGCAUGCGAGUCUGCGCGCGCAUGGACGUGCGCAUUCCCGAAUCGUUGUGAGCGCGCCUCGCGGUGCUGAUGGAGCGGAUGCUCAUUCAGCCUGCUGCUUUAUCGAUGAGGAGGAAGAGGAGGAGAAGGAAGAUGAAGAGCAAGGGUCCUUCAUCCGAUCACAGCAUCGAUCUGCGAUGAUCGAUCAUCGGGGCGGCCGCGCCGAUCGGCUCUUCUGAUCCCGGAUCGGAGCGGCUGCGCGUGGCGACAGUAAUUCGAUCGAUUGAUCGAUCCCACCUGAGGUCAAAGCUCCUGAAGACUCUCCCUAGAGAGGCCAAACUGCAGCUAACACGUAGCAGCUAGCCCCAGGCGUCCUGUGCUUGGGGUCCAGGCUGUUGGAUGGCCAAUGGAGUGAAGUACUGGAGCUCUUAUGAACCCAGGUGAUUGAGUGUGGCAGUGGGAGAGGGCGGGAUCACAUGGGAAACACCAGCCAUGGAGGUCAAAGGUCAAUUCAUCUCCACACCUGACCCUUCCACCUGUCCAGACAGGAAGUACAAGGAGCGAAUGGCAGAGCUGCAGGAGCGGAGACGGGGCCUGCAGGCGCUGCUGAGCACUCGAGUGGCUGAGUUGAAACGCGUCUGUCUGCAGGAGGCGGAGCUGACGGGUGCGCUGCCCAGUGACUUCCCCCUGGAGGCGGGGGAGAAACCCCCCUCUGUACCACGGAGACGUGGAACUUCCCGACAAGCAAACAGGAAGUGCCAAACAGAGGAGGAAUACUCUCAGCGUUCAAAGUCCAAGAAAACUUUGUUCAGUGGAGCUUUGCGGAAACACAGCGACCCUGAACACAACACACACACACACCACGGCAAAAGAACAGUACACCGAGGCUGCCACACAGAUGACACAGUGAGGUCAGAGAGCAGCUCCACUUCAGACUCUACAGGUCUAGAAAACGAUGACAGUGUGUCUGCUCCUCUCCUCGUCUCCUCUGGUUCUCCAGUUAAAGUUUUCUUCCAGAACAAAACUACCAGAAACGCUCUGCACAUCAGGACUGACCAUCCAGAGACUCUUCAGACUUAUAAGCCCCUGCAUCCAUCCCAUCUUCCUACUCCACCCCCGCGCUCUUGGGACUCCUCCUCUGGACCCUCUAAUACAGGCGGGGUCCGGUUCAACGCAGCUUGUCAUAGCAACAGCUCAGACGGCCACCUAGAUCGCAUCAACCCCCUCGAGGACAGUGGUUUGAUGGUCAGCGGAGAGACACUGCCGGAGAGACCAACAAGGGUGAUUACCAGCAACGGGCUCACGGAGCGUACAGAGGUGGGCCGGUGGAGAGGAGGGGGGUACAGCGAGGUCCUGCUAGACUAUGUGUGGGGAAAACAAAGGCAGCUGCAGCCCAACAGCCAGCAUCUAAUCCCAUGCAACUACCAGCUGCUCUUCAAUGGUUACUCCUCGCAACAGCCUCUAGAAGACCCCCCCACCUACCGCACCCACCUGGGGGACCAGCGCCGGGUCAGGGUGACACGAACCAAGUCCUGCGGCCCCUUCCUACCAUUGCAGAAGGGUCAGGCAGAUACCCAGGAUUUUCCUCUGUCUGCUAUUCAGCCAGACCCCCACCCCUACCUGCUGCCCCCCCGGCCACCACAGCUGCCCCCUGUUCAGGACGUACAGCUGGAAGAGACCACCAGGAGCCUCCACAAGACCCUUGCCCUGGAAGGUCUAAGGGACUGGUACCUGAGGAACACAAAAGGCUCCGCUCACAAAAACCUCGCUAACGGAAAGAUGAGUGCAGGGGCCAUCGAUCAGGUUGGAGGAGGAGGAGCUCUGCAGAGCAACCUGAGGAAUCAGGCUGUAUUCCAGCAGUCCACCUAUUGGACGGAGAAGAGUCAACAUCACACUAUGGCGCAUUCUUCCACGUUCCACGGACAGCCACUCCAGGGCAGGUCUAUGGAGGCCCCUCUCUACCACAACUCCUUCCCUCCCCACACACAGGAAGACCAGCCGUCACCUGGAACUCUGGUUUAACUCAGCUCCCAAUCAGGACGCGAGCUGACACACUAACUUGGGCCAAUCCUGGGACCAAUCCUGGGACCAGCUCCUCUUAAUUCAGCUGAAACCCCGCCUCCCAUGAGGUCACAAGGAAGGGUGACAAUGUCACUGUCCUGAGAGAGGCUGCAAUUUGUCCUCAUGAUGGCAUUCCAGGUGCUCAAACCGCAAAAGGGUUUCUAGGUUAAAAAAAAGAUGCAAAAGAGUAAACUACAGGUAUUUUUUAAAACAUUUUCUAAGAUGUCUUCAAUCUGUUAUUCGCUCAGACAAUCAGGAAAACAAACAGAUUUAUAUGAACUUUUGACUGACAACGGACCGAUAUUUACCAGCUCAAACCAGCAGACCUUUUGAUGAGGUGUAAGGGAUCGGAUCAGGUGACCUCAGGUGAAUCAGGCAGGAACCAGCAGCUGAGACUCUUCCGGUAUUCUUAGUUUGAGCACAGGGUAUAAGGGUAGAAAUUCAAAAACAGUAAUAACAACAGUAACAACAACAACAACAACAACAACAUAACAUCAGCAACAACAACAGGAUUACACCAGGGGUCCGUUUCAAGAAGGAGGUUCAACAAACUCUGAGUUUUGGGUUUCAGAUCAGCUGUUUAGAGUCGGUUCAGAGUAGUUUGAUUCAGAGUUGAGCGCGUGCACUGAAGGCAGCAUGAAUGGAGUCGUGAUACAACAAGUUACCAUGGCAACGACCACAAACCAUCUGUCGUACGUCACCCCUAUUGAGGUGUAAAUAUUAAUGCAAGAGUACGGAGUUUGAACCGUGAUUAGAAACAAAGCAACACGCUACUGCAGCAACAGACAGAGAAAAAACGAAUGAUAAAAUUAAUUCACUCUGUUAGAACGCACUACUCACAGGCUGGAAAUACAUACCAUGCUCAUAUUUAACCACUAGAAUACAACUGGUCCAAUGGUAUUGAACUUGGGGGACGUUAGUUAUAUGAGGACAGUGAGGUUAUGGACAUAUUUGAUGGACUGUGAAGAAAAAUGAUACCGUUCAAACAAGUAUUUAUCUGGAAAUGACAAUAAAUCUAAUCAGGGCUCAAUAUUCUCUCCAACGUUUAACACCCUGAGAAGUAAAACCGCUUCUUGAUCAACAGGAUCGUCCAGAAAAGGACAUCCAUGUUGCAGAAGACACUUUAGUCUUUAACGUAACAGGAUCUUAUUUUGUGGAAACUGAUUCAGAGGAUGAAUGAAUGAGGAAAUGAAAGUGCGCUGUGUCAUUGGCUGGCUGCUGUCAGGGGGAGGAGUCUGUGAAAGAAUCAGGUGAGGUUCACAGGCUCAGUUACCAUAGCGACUGACCCUGAGCUUUAGUUACUUCUCUUUCUGAAACAGACAACCAGAGUUUUCCUCAUCUCAGGGUGAACAAACUCUGAGUUUACACUGAACCUGCUUCUUCAAACGGACCCCUGGUGAGUUCUAUAGCAGCAACAACAACGUAUCACCGGUAACAUCCAAUCCAAUAAUGUGAUCAGUUCUGAGGUCUGUUCACACCUGGUGUUAACAGUCCUAAUUGAUCCGUUAUCCAGCUGCGGAUUGAGCUUGAAACAUCCCCCAAUGAACAAAACUUCCUGUUACCCAGAAGACACCACGGCAGGAGGCGGUCUGUAAUAAUGUUACCAGGUGUGAACGGGUCUGAGAGCAAUAAGAGGACCAGGGUGUCCAUGAUGUGCUCUGAACCUUUGCAGCGACUAUCAGACGAUGACGUCACAGAGUCGAUCGAUUUGUUUAUUGAUCGACUGCACUCAGCCUGUUUUCUAAUGAUCUUUAGGGAACUCUUUUAUACAAUGAUACCUGAACUCAAUAUUAAUGAAACGCAAUUUCAAAAGUGUUUGAUGGUAUCAGGAAGACUUCAAUGACCCAUUGAAGUGUUAAUGAUUGAUUAUUUAUUCUGUUUUGUGAUGUGUAUUAGUUCUUUACUGCCAAAAUGUAUAUAUAAAUGUGUGUGUGUGCGUGUUUGUGUGUGUGACACACACACCCGCUGUGGAGCUGGUGCAGAUCUCUGCUGAGCCUCUUCAGGUCCAGAACCUUCUCAUGCAUUCUGCCAUAAUAUGUUCAGGUUCACUUUGUAACAAUCUUAACUUUUAGGGUUUAUUUAUACUUUUUAAUGUGAAAAAUCUUCUUGUAAAUAAAUUCAUAAUUUGAUGAUACUGUUAAGUAUAAAAUCUAA
This is a messenger RNA of Pungitius pungitius (ninespine stickleback), 4547 nucleotides long. It is a transcript of the gene ccdc120a, whose product is annotated as coiled-coil domain containing 120a. The transcript is spliced from 11 exons. The record is from RefSeq and is a predicted model, not a curated record. Lineage: Eukaryota; Metazoa; Chordata; Actinopteri; Perciformes; Gasterosteidae. Bases 825 to 2354 code for a protein of 509 amino acids.